Molecule: messenger RNA, 2398 nt
Organism: Wyeomyia smithii (pitcher-plant mosquito)
Lineage: Eukaryota; Metazoa; Arthropoda; Insecta; Diptera; Culicidae
Product: synaptic vesicle glycoprotein 2C
Exons: 9
Coding region: 530-2158 (542 amino acids)
Biological process (GO): transmembrane transport
Molecular function (GO): transmembrane transporter activity
Source: RefSeq, a predicted model, not a curated record
UAGCUUUCUAAGCGGUGCCAGCUUGGCUCAGUUGCUUUCUACACCAUAUCAGCUGGUAGAGAAGAUUUCGUAUCUGUCAAGCUUUGAGAUUUUUAUUUGCAAGUUUCCCUAUCAACGAAUGUCUCUUCAGAAAAAAAACCGACCACUUCAGCUUAAACUCAUCCCAGACCGCAAAAUCUCCUGGUUCCUGUGACGGAAUAUCCACAACGGUAGUCACUGAUAAGCCACUUAGAUUACACCUGUUGUGGCUGCCUACCGCAGCGGCGCAAACCGUGUUCCCGACAACAAAUGUGAAGUUUGCGCGGCUACUCGAAUCUCGAAUGGGGUUAAUCGGACACGGUUGGCAGUCGGUUGCAUUGCGACACGGGAAUUCGUACCGCGAGGACAGUAAGAACUAGUUAGUCUACAAUCGAGGGGAUCGAUCUAUCCGAUCGAUCGAGCACCCGCGCGAAGUGAAAGUGGCGCAAAGCUGAUAAGGAAACAGCAACCAACGUGGAGAGUCGCCGCCAAGUCGUUUAACACGGAAGAAAUGACUGAUCAGGGAGCCGAUAAGAGCGAGGUUAAUGGGAGCUCGACAAAACCCAACUCGGCCGAUACGCAUCGCAUCGAAAUCCAGCACAUCCAGCUGCACGAUGUGGUCAGCUACGAGGGCAAACCGCGCGUCUACACCUACAACGAAGCCCUGGAGCUAGUUGGCACGGGCCGCUUCCACACGCUGCUCCUGUUCGUGUGCGGUUUCUGCCUAAUGAGCGUCAUCAACGAAACGCUAAACAUGGGCUACAUUAUUUCCGCAGCCGAAUGCGACCUGGGGCUGAGUUUCUCCGAUAAAGGCAUGCUCAACGGGGCGGCCUUCUGCGGGGUGGUCGUCAGUUCGCACCUGUGGGGCUUUCUUUCGGACACCUGGGGCCGCCGGAGGGUCCUACUGCUGGCUACCAGCUGUGGCCUGCUGUUUUCGGUUGCGUCGAGCUUCUCCGUCAACUUCUGGAUGUUCACCGUGACGCGGUUCUGUGUUGGAUUUUUCAUUUCUGGCAACGCGGCAACCUCGUACGCCUAUUUAGCCGAAUUUCACACGGAUAAAUCCCGUGCUAAGGUGAUCUCCUGGGCGGCAAUGUUCAUGGCCGUCGGCACAAUCUAUCUCCCGUUGAUGGCUUGGUUGAUUAUCCCACUGGGAGCCGAUUGGAAUCUUUACAUCGAACCACUCGGAAUUCAGUACAACCUUUGGCGACCCUAUCUGAUGCUGUGCUCCCUUGGCAGUGUGAUCAUCAUCGUCGGGAUGCUGUACCUUCCCGAAAGUGGCAAGUUUCUUCUCACCACCACCGGCGAGGAGGAGAAAGUGAUACAGAUUUUGGCCAAGAUUUACCGCUGGAAUUGUGGCCAACCCGAACAUACAUUCCCGGUGAAAUCUAUCGCGCUGGAUGCAAUCGACAGCGCCUUCGCCAGCGAAAUGCAACGCAAAUCGAGCCUCGGGCUGCGGUACGUGUGGGAACAGACGGUGCCAUUGUUCCAGCGGCCCCUGGUUGGUAAUACGGCGCGGGCAGCCUUUCUCAUGUUCGGCCUCUUCAUCGCGUCCUCCGGUCUGAUGAUGUGGAUGCCGGACAUUUUGAACAUGUACGUCAAUUACAAGCAGAGCAAAAUCACCAUCUGCCAGGUGGUGGAAAUAAUUCACCACAAUCGAACGACACCAUCUACUGCUGCUGGAGCAACCGCCGCUGUUUGCUCGGUGAAUAUCGAUUCUACGAUUUUCGUCAUUUCCACCGCGAUGGGAGUUUUGUUUCUAUUGUGCUACAUCCUUAACGGGGCCAUUAUCAACCUGGUGGGGAAGAAACUAUUACUGAACAUCUGGUACGUGGCGAGCGGCGUUUGCGGAAUCAUCGCACUGUGGACUUCCGAUUUCUACCUGACGCUGCUGGUGAUCGUGGUUUUCCUCGCCGUCGGCUGCUGCGGAUCGGUGCUCAGCGCCAUAUCGGUUGAUCUAUUUCCAACUAAUUAUCGAGCAAUGGCUCUCUGUCUGAUACUGAUGACCGGCCGGCUCGGAGCCAUGAUCGGCAGCAAUCUGGUGGGUUUCCUGCUUACCUACAACUGUGAUCUAAUCUUCUCGCUGCUAGGCAGUCUAUUAAUCGUUUGCGCUCUAAUUGGGACGACCUUACCGGGAAAGUGACGGAGUGCCAUUUGCAAAAAAAAUGCAGCCAACAACACGGGGAGACUAGGCCAAACUACUACUACCUAUAGGCGGGACAUAUCAUUUUCGUCAUCGUCGUCACGUUUCGGUUCGAUUCGCAUUUCACUGGCUGAAAAGAAUCGAACACAGUAUCUACCACCAGCAGCAUGAGUUUUGCGCGCAUCCAGUACUCGAAGAUAAGUCCAUAUGUAAUAAAGUAAUAAAAUUGUUAAGCUAUUA